This is a messenger RNA of Penicillium taxi, 4578 nucleotides long. RefSeq lists its product as uncharacterized. Gene Ontology annotation, cellular component: nucleus; RISC complex; cytoplasm. The record is from RefSeq and is a predicted model, not a curated record. Gene Ontology annotation, biological process: siRNA processing. Gene Ontology annotation, molecular function: ATP binding; ribonuclease III activity; RNA binding. Bases 1 to 4578 code for a protein of 1525 amino acids. The transcript is spliced from 13 exons. NCBI's taxonomy places the organism in Eukaryota, Fungi, Ascomycota, Eurotiomycetes, Eurotiales, Aspergillaceae.
AUGGCAUUCGCUUCCAGCGACUCAGAGGAGCCAGAGAGUGAAAACACACCAGCGAUUAUGGCAUCAGCACUACAAAACUUUGAGGAAUUAGAUAUUGAGAGCGCAAAUGUGGAGUCCAGUGAAUCUGAAGAUUCUGAUAGUGAGAGUGAACUCAUAGUUCCGAUCACUAACUCUGCGAUCCGUCGAGCCCAAAACAGUCACUUUCAGGCACUCCUUACCCAACAUUCACUGAGUGAGACAAUUGAGGAGAGCAGGACCCAUUAUUCUAGGCGAAAUGAAGAUCUCACAAUUGCCAAGCUCGUCGAGAAACGGAAUCCAAAUGCUGGUAACUUGGAGCCUCGAUCGUACCAGAUUGAGCUCUUUGAGCGCGCCAAAGUGCAAAAUACAAUUGCAGUCCUUGAUACAGUAGGAUCGGGAAAAACGUUAAUCGCAGUACUCCUACUGAAGCAUACACUAGAUCUUGAGCUUAUAGAUCGUGCUAAUGGAAAAGCCCCUCGUGUGGCAUUCUUCCUGGUUGACAGUGUGACACUUGUCUUCCAGCAAUCUGCAGUUCUGAAAAACAACAUAAAUCAGAACAUCGGGUGCUUUUAUGGAGCCAUGGGACCAGACCUUUGGGACCAACAGACUUGGGAUGACCACCUAAGCAAGUAUAUGGUCAUAGUUUGCACAGCAGAGAUUCUGAAUCAAUGCUUACUCAACGCGUUCUUGAGGAUGAAGCAAAUUAAUCUCUUGAUAUUUGAUGAAGCUCAUCAUGCCAAAAAGGAGCAUCCCUAUGCACGUAUCAUCCGCAAUUCCUACUUUACAGUGGAUCAAUCAGAACGCCCAAAGAUCUUUGGAAUGACGGCGUCGCCUAUUGAUGCCAAAGUUGACGUCGCAGAAGCGGCCACAAAACUAGAGAUAAUUUUAGACAGCAAGAUUGCCACAACGUCACAGUUGACCAUGCUACGGCAAAUCGUGCAGAAGCCCACUGAGGAGACAUGGACUUACAAGAAACUUGAGAACUCUUUUCGCACCGAGCUAUACGAUACUUUAGAGACAAAGUUUGGAGAUAUGCAGUCAUUAAACCAAAUGUUUCAAUUCUCAUUGAAAGCAACGUCAGAGCUGGGAAGGUGGUGUGCAGACCAUAUCUGGACACACAUGCUGAUGGACGAUGUCUUACCAAAGCUUGAGGCUCUGACUAUCAAGGGGAAAGACAUGGAGGGUCAUGAUCCGAAUGCAACCCAAAGAGAUAUGGAUAGAAUUCAGGAGGCCUACGAGAUUGUGAAAGCUUAUCAACACAAGGAUCCUGCUGAACCUGGCCAGCACAGUUCAAAAGUCGACCUCCUCCUGGCAAUGCUAACUCAUCGUUUCAAAGAGUCAAGUGAAACAAAGUGCAUUGUGUUUGCCGAUCGACGGAACACUGCAAAGAUGCUAUCGCUUCUCUGUGAGCAGCUAAUAAUUCCUAAUAUUCGACCUGGAGUGCUGGUUGGAGUACGCAAUUCCGAUCUUGCUGGAAGAAUUACAUCUCGAGAACAAUUUCUCGCCUUGGUCAAAUUUCGAGAGGGAAGUAUUAACUGCCUGUUUGCAACAUCAGUCGCCGAAGAGGGGCUUGAUAUACCAGACUGCAAUCUUGUUGUUCGGUUCAGUCUCUACAGUACGGUGAUUCAAUACGUGCAGAGUCGAGGCCGUGCAAGACAUGAGAACUCAACUUAUGUUACCAUGAUUGAAUUCGGAAAUGAUGAGCACAAGCAGCGGAUGCAAGAAGUGCGACGUGCAGAAAAUCUCAUGUCGGCCUUCUGCACGCGUCUGCCUCAGGAUCGGAUUUUACAAGGAGACAUGGAUCUUAGCAAUUUUUUGCAGGAUGAUGCAAAGAGAAUCUACAAGAUCCCUUCAAGCGGAGCAAAGCUAACAUACCGACAUGCCGUCGAAGUCCUUGCACGUUAUGCGGGCUCAUUGCAGUAUGCACAUGAUAUUUCAUGCCAUGUCAGCUACAUCGUGACAGAAUGUGACAACUCCUUUACAUGUGAGAUUAUUCUACCCGAAACAUCUCCUAUUCGAGGCUUGAUCAGUGGCCCAGAGUCGAAAAAGAUACUUGCGAAGCAGUCAGCUGCAUUUGAUAUGUGUAUUCUGCUUAGAAAGAACCAACUUCUUGAUGAUCACUUCCGAUCCAUCUACCACAAGCGUCUUCCAGCAAUGCGCAAUGCUAAAUUGGCCAUCGUUUCUAAAGAGACUAAUCAUUAUAUGAUGCGUUGCAAGCCCUCUAUUUGGGAUAGAGAGCGAGGUGAUCUUCCGGAAAGACUUUAUGCGAUUGUGAUAAACUUCUUACCUUCAAAGUCUCUGACUCGGAAGCACGGAAGCCUUCUACUUUUGACUCGGGUAGAGCUUCCACAGCUCCUGGAGUUUUCUGUUUACCUCGAGAAUGAUACAGAAACCACUAUUCAGCUAGUGAAGCUUGUAACUCCACUUUCGGUCUCAUCCGAGGAUCUGGAUUCUCUGUCAAUCUUCACACUUUCCAUUUUCCGUGAUUUGUUUCACAAGACCUUCUUGCCUGAAUCAGUGAAGUUUCCUUAUUGGAUUGCCCCGAUUCGCCCAGACCUCGCGCCCAGUAGUCCAGAUGUUCUUCCGAACACAUUGCUGGAUCGUGAUAGUUUGAAUGUUGUCCAGCAAAAUCCGGAAAUGAAGUGGAACGAAAAUAUGGAUUCCAGUUUCAUCUUGAACCAUUUCAUUUACGACAUGUGGGAUGGAAGAAAGAGAUAUUUCCCACUUCAAAUUGAAUCCUCGUUGCGUGCUUCAGAUCCACCCCCAGAAAAUUCCCCUAAGCGGAGAUGGAUGGAUAAUAUCUUAAGUUAUACGUUGAGUCUAUCCAAGAAUUCUCGUCCGAGAUUCUUCGAACAAGCAAACUGGAGGCAGCCUGUCUUGCAGGUAGAGACUGUUCCCCUUAGACGAAACUUUCUCGACAAGGCAACAGAGGCUCAGACUGCAGAGAAAACCAAUAUUAUGGUCUGCCCAGAACCUCUUACCCUCUCACCAAUCCCGUUAUACCUAGUGACUUCAUGCCUAGCCUUUCCCGCCAUCAUGAGUAGGAUGGAGUCCUACAUGAUAGUCCUGGAGGGGUGUCAGUCUCUUGACCUCGACAUUGAUAUCCGGUAUGCCCUGGAAGCUUUCACCAAGGAUUCCGACAAUACAGAAGACCACAGGGCGAUGCAGAUCCAUGUUCAACGAGGUAUGGGAAAGAAUUAUGAGAGACUUGAGUUCUUGGGCGACAGCUUCCUCAAGAUGGCCACAUCAAUUUCGAUCUUCUGCUUGAGACCCGAGGAUGAUGAGUUUGACUACCACGUGAAUCGUAUGGUACUCAUUUGCAACCAAAACCUUUUCAAUACCGCUGUGAAGGUUAAACUCUUCGAGUGGAUACGUAGUCGUGGUUUUUCUCGCCAUUCGUGGUAUCCACCAGGACUCCAACUCACCCAUGGUCGAAACUUUGUGAAGAGUGCCGCUUCAGAAGGCACUCAUGCGCUUGGUGUGAAAACUAUUGCCGAUGUCUGUGAAGCCCUGAUAGCAGCAGCGCUACUUUCAGGUGGAAAAGAUCAUCGCUUUGAUACAGCUGUCAAAGCAGUCACAAUAUUCGUUGACAGUACAAUGCACAACGUUACAUCAUGGGCUGGCUAUCGGGCGCUUUACAAAAAGCCGGGUUACCAAGUUCAAGCUUCAGAUGGAUCUGAGAUAGAUCUUGCGGACAAGAUUUUCAAGAAAAUGGGUUAUCGGUUCAGGUACCCUCGUCUUCUUCGCUCUGCAUUCACUCACCCGUCUUACCCGUUGACCUGGGCGAGAGUUCCCUGUUAUCAGCGUCUUGAAUUCUUGGGUGAUUCACUGCUAGACAUGGUUUGCAUUGAGGACUUGUUCAAGCGAUUCCCUGACAAGGAUCCCCAGUGGCUCACGGAGCACAAGAUGGCUAUGGUUUCGAACAAAUUUCUGGGUGCUCUCUGUGUAAAGCUCAAAUUCCACAGACACAUGGCACACUUCAGUAGUCCCAUUCAGGCGGCCAUAACUAAUUUCGCCGAAGAGAUUCAAGCUGCCGAGGAUGAGAGUCAGGGAGCAAUGGACUACUGGCUUGCUAUCCACGAUUCUCCAAAGUGUCUUCCCGAUAUUAUUGAGGCUUAUGUUGCCGCGAUAUUCGUUGACUCGGACUUUGACUACACCGUUGUGGAGGAGUUCUUCAUUUCUCACGUGAAGCCCUUCUUCGUUGAUAUCUCUCUCUACGACACUUUCGCCAACCGCCACCCAACAACUUACCUCUACAGACAGUUGACUGAUCUUUAUGGAUGCACUAAUUACUGCCUCAAGUCUGGCGAACUACCCACCAUUGAUGGAGAGCAGCCCGUGAUUCUCGCUGCAGUGAUGAUCCAUGGCAUUUCAGUUGCGCAGUGCACCGGUACUUCAAGUCGAUAUGCAAAGGUUCGAGCGAGCGAGAAAGCCUUGUCGGCAAUUGGUGGAAUGCUGCUGAGUGAAUUCUGCAAGAAGUUUCACUGCGACUGCCGCGAGAAAGAUGAUAAGGAAAAUUUUGACGACAGGCAUGAACUUGAUAAGGGCACUGCGAUUUAA